Molecule: messenger RNA, 1042 nt
Organism: Triplophysa rosa
Lineage: Eukaryota; Metazoa; Chordata; Actinopteri; Cypriniformes; Nemacheilidae
Gene: spaca4l
Product: sperm acrosome associated 4 like
Exons: 3
Coding region: 84-464 (126 amino acids)
Source: RefSeq, a predicted model, not a curated record
AGCGGAUCUUUGUGGAUCACAGGAAUUUGACAGGAGUUUAACGGUCCUCGAGCUGAAGAACACACGCAUCUACAUCUGUCAACAUGAAUAAAGUCUUUCUGCUCGUGCUCGCUGUCGCGCUGUGUUUCAUCGGCGCUCAGGCUCUGGAGUGUUACCAGUGUACUGCUGGUGUGGGGAGUUUGUGCGUCACAAGUAAAGUGACCUGCACAUCGUCCAGCGAGCACUGCUUCAGCGGCGUGGGUAAAGCAGUUGGCUUUUUGGAUAUUAAGUCCAAAGGAUGUCUUGGAGUGAGUGAGUGCAAUAAAACCUCGAACGUGAAUUUUCCGACCAACGCCAGCACUUUGUUCAGCAUGACAAGGACGUGCUGCAACACGGACCUGUGUAACUCCGCUCCGGACCGCUCGCACGUCUCUGCUCUCGUGAUGACGCUCGCUGCCGUCGCCGCCAUCAAAUUCAUCAUGUGAAGAAGAGCGCGCGCACACUCACACACACACACACAUACACACACACACACACACACACACACACACACAUGAGAACAUUUCAAAGACUUCACAAACACAGUUUCUCUGUGGAAAAUGAAGGAGUCGUUGCUGUCCUCAGCUGUAAAGUGAUAGUUUAUAAUGCUGUAAUGUCCUCAUCUGUCAAUCAUAAAGUCAGUAAAGAGCUUGAAAUGAAACAUUGAAGCGAACAAUUAUUAAUAUAGAUAUGAACCCCCACACACAAAAUCACCCCAGUCUCAUAAGAACACAAAUCCACAUGUGUUUGCUUGAUCUUUCUUUAGAGGAGCUGAGGAUGUAAACCCUGAUGAAAUAAGCUUUAAGACAUGUUUAUGUUUUUAUUUCUUUAUUUUUACACUUUCAGGUCAAAGACAUUUUUAUCAGCCUCAUUUACUUACUUGUUUAGUUUAGUUUUGUUAUUGGACGGGCCUGAGUUGACGUCAUGUGUAAUUGUACUGACCAGGUGUCCUGUGUUUGAAUUGGUAUCAUGAUGGAAAAUGAAAAGCGGCAGAAUUAUAAUAAAAGAGUUUGGCUUUGGUUGA